CAGGAUUCUGGCCCACAAAACUGUCUCUCUACUAUGCACACACCUCUUCAGCCAUUAUGGAUAGAAACUUCUGAGACCCUGACUGCUCCCUCAAGUUUUCCCCAAUUAACCUUAAGAGAGGUGAUCAUUUCAUUUUCUAAACAUCAGUCACCUAUGAGAUUCAAGACUGCACUGAUGUUCUGGAGGAAAUAUCAGUCUUAAAAUUUUAAUACUUUUCCAGCAGACUCCCAGCUGCACAAAGAUUACAUCUUCCCACCAGCAUAUUUCUGUUCCUAGACAUCUCCAUUAAAUGGACCACCCAGGAAACCUUUCCUCCAAAGUACCUUCAUUAUGACCCCGAGAGCUCUCGCCAGCUGAUGUGUGACAAAUGUCCGCCCGGCACCUUCCUGAAACAGCCCUGCACGGGCAGGCGGAAGACCGUGUGCGCCCCCUGUCCCGACCACUACUACACGGACACCUGGCACACCAGUGACGAGUGUCUGUACUGCAGCCCCGUGUGCAAGGAGCUGCAGUACGUCAAGCAGGAGUGCAACCGCACCCACAACCGCGUGUGUGAAUGUGAGGAGGGGCGCUACCUGGAGCUGGAGUUCUGCUUGAAGCACAGGAGCUGCCCCCCUGGGUUUGGAGUGCUACACCCGGGAACCCCGGAGCGAAAUACAGUUUGCAAAAGAUGUCCAGAUGGGUUCUUCUCGAAUGAGACAUCAUCCAAAGAGCCCUGUAGAAAACACACGAAUUGCAGUGCAUUUGGGCUCCUUCUAACUCAGAAAGGAAAUGCAACGCAUGACAAUAUAUGUUCUGGUAGCAGCGAAUCAUUGACUCACAAAUGUGGAAUAGACAUGACCCUGUGUGAGGAGGCAUUCUUCAGGUUUGCUGUUCCUACAAAGCUUACCCCGAACUGGCUCAGUGUCCUGGUAGACAAUCUGCCUGGCACCAAAGUAAAUGCAGAGAGCAUAGAGAGGAUAAAACGGCGACACAACUCACGAGAACAGACUUUCCAGCUGCUGAAGUUAUGGAAGCAUCAAAACAAAGACCAAGAUAUGGUCAAGAAGAUCAUCCAAGAUAUCAACCUCUGUGAAAACACCGUGCGGAGGCACAUUGGACACAUGAACCUCACCUUUGAGCAGCUUUUAAAGUUGAUGGAAAGCUUGCCGGGGAAGAAAGUGACGACAGAAGACAUUGAGAAAACAGUGAAGACGUGCAAGUCAAGUGAGCAACUCCUGAAGCUGCUCAGCCUGUGGAGGAUAAAAAAUGGCGACCAGGACACGCGCAAGGGCCUGCUGCACGCCCUAAAGCACUUGAAGACGUACCACUUCCCCAAGACUGUCACGCAGAGUCUGAAGAAGACCAUCCGGUUCCUUCACAGCUUCACCAUGUACAGGUUAUAUCGGAAGCUAUUUUUAGGAAUGAUAGGAAAUCAGGUCCAUUCAUUAAAGAUAAGCUGCUUAUAACCAGAAAUGGUCAUGGAGCUGUUUCCUCACCAUGGACCAGAUCUAAUGAAUGAGUAGACUGUUUCUCAGGCGCUUGAGGAGGGAACAAUGAUUUCUUUCUCAUCACCAAGGACUAGAUUUGACCCCAGGGCCCAAAAAGAAACUAUGGUGUGGAGAAAGAACUCGUAUCUCCCCCUAAAGUAUAAUAUACCCCAAAUAGUUUAUCCAGCUGACACAUCUGGUCCAGUAUCUACUGACUCUAUUUUCUCUCGUUACUGCUUACAGUAAUUCAACUGGAAAUAAGAAAUGAGACUCCAUUGUGUCUUACUAAAUAUCAGAAUGUCUAAUUUAAAUAGCUUUGAGAUUUCAGGCUUUUAUUUAAAAGCCAUUUUUUUUUCUGUAAAAGUUACUAAUAUAUCUGUAACACUAUUAUAGUAUUUGCUAUUUAUAUUCAUUCAGAUAUAAGGUUUGUACAUAUUUACCAUCCUGAAGGGAAACUGUGUAAGACUUAAUUUUAGAAAGAAAAAUAUAUAUAUUCUGUUUAUUAUUAUGAUACAUGAAAGAGAUAAAAAUAUAUAUUUUUAACAGAAUGUUUAUAGCAUUUCCUAAUAGAUACUGCCAUUCUUCCUGUGUAGAGUAUUUUUGUAAUAUACUUUUACCUGUAUAAGCUGUAAUACCAUUUUAUAGAAAAUGCAUUAUGUAGUCAAUUGUUUAAUGUUGGAAAGUGUAUGAAAUAUAAAUUAUCUGAAUAUUAGAUGCUCUGAGAAAUUGAAUGUACCUUAUUUAAAAGAUUUUAUGUUUUUACUACAUAAACAGCAUCAUUAAUUAAAGUUUUCAAAUUAUUU
Messenger RNA from Odocoileus virginianus texanus, 2272 nucleotides. NCBI's taxonomy places the organism in Eukaryota, Metazoa, Chordata, Mammalia, Artiodactyla, Cervidae. The record is from RefSeq and is a predicted model, not a curated record.